CCUCCGGAGUAAGUGUAUCAUCGUGUAUACACUCAUGUGUUGUGGUAGAGAUGUUGAUGAUUUCUGCAGAGAAACAUUUACAGAGGUCCAUGGUGCUGUGUCCACUGCUGUUGUACCCACCACCCUACCGGUAAUUACUCCACAUAAUUGAUUGACUUUCCUCAAUAGGAAGAAAUGCUAUCCUCGAGGCCUUCAAUCAGGGUCUAUCACCCAGAAGCUUAUCCUACAAUUGGGGGCGAGACUAUGAGCCACAAAAAAAAUGACGGCCAUUGAUGUGCGAACUGUUGUUUCUAGUAUGGCGUUAUGCAAAGCAAACGAAUACCUGCAACUGGCAAGGUGAAGAAUUGCCGACAGGGCAACCAACUGUCGGGAGAUUUUGUGCUGACUGGGCUGUUGACAGGUGGUCGGUCUCAUCAAUCGGACCACCUCUGCGGCUGCAGAUCCUCGUCGGAAAACAAUGCGUCUCCCAAGGUAUGAGGAUUUUGGCCGAACGUUCGAAUGGCGAGCGUAUCUAGCUUUCCGCACGCCGCCCGCGGAAUUGGAUUCCUGCCUGACUUGUUGAUGGUCAAUUGUUUUUUUUUGUUGGCGGCCUGUGAGCUACUUUUCCUCGAUCCUGGAACCUAGGACUCCACAGUAUUAGCAUCAACAACUGCAAGAACAACUGCAUCCAGUGCGUUUCUUGGCGCAGAGGCGCAAUUGCUUCAGACCAACACAACAAUUUUUGUCUGAUUUUGUGAAACCUGUCUCUCCCAGUUAUUUUACCCUCUCUUUUGUUGCAGCAGCAGCAGCAGGAAAAGGGAUUGUGCAAUGAUGGACCUCCGGCAGAAGUGAGGUCAAAGUGGAUCCCUCUGGAAUGUGCACGUCAUCCCGGAGUUGGGAUUUUUUUUUUUGGUUUCUCCCCCAAACUGGGCAGCAGUUCUUCAACAAGGAUUCUGAUGAAUGCUGACCGCUGGACAAUCCAGGUUUUUUUUUUUUUUUUUUUUUUUUU
Aspergillus fijiensis CBS 313.89 is the source of this 988-nucleotide messenger RNA. RefSeq lists its product as uncharacterized. The record is from RefSeq and is a predicted model, not a curated record. Lineage: Eukaryota; Fungi; Ascomycota; Eurotiomycetes; Eurotiales; Aspergillaceae. The coding region runs from base 273 to 515 and encodes 80 amino acids. The transcript has a single exon.